AUGGCCCGAGGGUCGUGUUUCUCGACGAGCCCGGGGAGCCCCAGGGUUCGGCCCCAUCGGAGGCGGAGCCCUGCGGAGAGCGCCCGCCAGGCCGGGGCCUCGGAUGCCUCGCCUCGCCUCCGAUGCCUUCGCACAGGCGCUGCCUCAGAAGGGGAGCGUGAAGGCGGGCUGCUCGUCUCUCCUGCCAGUCCUCUCCUCCCCCUCCUCCUCCUCCUCCUCCUCCUCCUCCUCCUCCUCCUCCUCCUCCUCCUCCUCCUCCUACCCCGUCUCUUUAAGUGCCACAUGUUCGUUGCGCUUAGUUACAUGGUUCCCAUGUUUACCAUCAGCUGA
Messenger RNA from Prorocentrum cordatum, 330 nucleotides. The record is from the annotation of a GenBank genome assembly. NCBI's taxonomy places the organism in Eukaryota, Dinophyceae, Prorocentrales, Prorocentraceae.